This is a messenger RNA of Armigeres subalbatus, 1885 nucleotides long. Its product is annotated as synaptic vesicle glycoprotein 2B-like. The record is from RefSeq and is a predicted model, not a curated record. Gene Ontology annotation, biological process: transmembrane transport. Gene Ontology annotation, cellular component: membrane. Bases 143 to 1723 code for a protein of 526 amino acids. Gene Ontology annotation, molecular function: transmembrane transporter activity. Lineage: Eukaryota; Metazoa; Arthropoda; Insecta; Diptera; Culicidae. The transcript is spliced from 6 exons.
GUUAAUGAUAGAUGGUACGAGAUAGUUGAAAUCAUUCAGUAGGAUGGUGUAAGCUUUCAGUUGCUUGUGGACAGUGAUUCUUAUUGUAGGUCCACUAUAAACGCGUUCAAUAGUUUUGUUUGUGUAUAAAAAGUAGAUAGAAAUGGUGCACGAUCCUAAAAAUAUUGUGGUUGGGAAUCUAUUUUUCAUUGAAUCUUCAACUGACGGAAAACGGGGGCAAACAAAAAAUAAUGAGCUCAAAAGUCACACUUUUGAUGAGGCGAUUGAUAUUGUGGGAUUUGGUCGAACUGGAUGGCAUGUCUUUUUGGUAUCCGCAUUGAUUAUGUUGGCCGUAAUUAACGAAACCAUGGGAAUAUCCAUCCUUAUUCCUGCAUCGCAUUGUGAUUUGAAUCUCUCGGCAACCGACAAAGGCGUACUAACAGGAGUGAGCUUCGCAGGUAUCAUCUUGACGUCGCACUUAUGGGGUUAUGUGGCAGACACCAAAGGGCGGAAAAACGUGAUCGUGCUUUCGCUGGUAAUCACUACCCUGUGUUCGCUGGUGUCAAGCAUGGCAGUUAAUUUCGCCACUAUCGCUGUGCUGCGGUUGGUCGUUGGAAUGAGCAUUUCUGCACCGUCUGCGACAAUUUAUGCCUAUUUGGGAGAAUUUACCAAAACUGAAAAACGAACGGUGGUGAUUUCAUUUGCCAGCGUUGCAGUUGGUUUGUCGUAUGUCUUCACUGGAACUAUUGGCUGGAUAGUACUAUCCUUCGAUUGGCGGGUCAACAUUUUCGAGCUGGUGGAAUUUCGACCAUGGCGACUUCUUUUCAUUCUGUACUCACUGCCGGGAGCCAUCGGUGCCAUCUGGUUGAUGUUCCUGCCGGAGAGUCCCAAGUUCUACAUUUCUCGCGGCGAAGAUGACAAAGCGUUGGCCAUUCUACGGAGGAUGUACGUUGAAAAUCACCCCGAACGAAGCGGGGAUGAUUUUCCGGUAAAAAGGCUCACACCGGAGUGCAGCGAAAGUGUGGAGUGUGUGAAGCAGCAUGGAUUGAUCGGCAUUUUUGCUAACAUGUGGAACCAAACGGUACCACUUCUGAAACGACCCAACUUACUCUAUUUUUCGGUUUGCUGCGCGUUACAGUUUGGAAUGUUCAUGGUUUCAGCUGGAAUGGGUCUAUGGUAUCCGGAAAUAGUGAAUCGCGUGACGAAAUCCAAUGGAAAUGAUUCAGCUACGAUAUGCGAAGUAUUGCGAGGGGUUGACUCACCAGAGGAGGAUUUAUAUUCAUAUGUCGUAAAUGAGUGUAACGAUCAUGUCACUAGUGAUGUAUUCGUGUAUGUUAUAGCACUUGGAUCGAUUUACACUUUCUUGUACCUCGCCAUUUCGGCCAUGCUGCGGAGGAUCAGUCGAGGAUACAUCUUGUUGAUUAACUUGUUAAUCUCCGGAUUGUCAGGGGUUCUACUCGUGUUCAUCAAUGAACCGUACGGUGUAUUGGUGUUGUUUUGUUCUUUUAUGGUGUUUGCUGGUAUUUCUAUUUCUAUAGUAAACGGUGCAGCAGUAUCUCUAUUCCCUACUAGCGUACGAGCUAUGGCGGUGUGUUUGAGUUUGAUGAUGGGCCGUCUAGGAAGCGUAGUCGGAACUAAUAUAAUUGGGCUUAUAAUAGAGGACUAUUGUAAUUUGACUUUCAUCUUGUUUGGUGGUUGCUCGUUACUCGGAGCUGCACUAGCACUGAUUCUUCCUAGUCGGUAGAUACCUUUUGUUAGCAAUAAGUUCCAUAAAUGGCUAAUAAAUGUCUCUAGUCAAAUUUGAAGCUACUAUUAUGAUCUGUUUAAAGUCAGUCGAUAUCCAUGGUAAUAAAUCAAACAUUUUCCAGUGAAUGACAAAAAUAAAGCUUCUUCAACUGGCAUUCCA